AUGUCGUGGCAGCAGAUAAGAGACAGCAAGAAAAAACAGCUCGCUGAGGCGAUUCCGGCGGACUGGCGCGACCCGGCGCUCAAGCGCAGGAUGCUGGACGCGGGCUACUUGAGCACGAGAGCGUACCUGGACGCGGUCUUGCCCGAGGCAGAGACGCAGAUCACACGGCUCGGGCUGGCCGAGCUGGCGCGCAAAGUCGCCGCGGGCGAGCUCACGGCGGUCGGCGUCGAUCUGGCCGGCAAAGACUCGUCGAUCGGCUACUGCGCGCUGUUUGGCAGGCCGGCGGCCAAGAACGCCGUGCUGGCAGACUUCUUGCUCGCCCAGGGAGCCGUCUUCUACGUUAAGACGACCGUCCCGAUCGCCAUGAUGUGCACAGAGACAGAGUCGAACCUCAUGGGCUACACGUACAACGGGGUCAACGUGACCAUGUCGUCGGGCGGGAGCAGCGGCGGCGAGGGCGCGCUGAUCGGCGCGGGCGGCGCCGUGCUGGGCUUCGGCACAGACAUCGGUGGCAGCAUCCGCAUCCCGUCCGCGGCCCAGGGCCUGUACGCGCUCAAGCCGUCCACGGGCAGGGUCUCGUACAUGGGCGUGAGCAACUCGUACGCGUGGCAGGAGCUUGUUCCGUCCGCGAUCGGCCCGAUGGGCACAAGCCUGGAGGACGUCCACCAGGUGUUCCGGCUGAUUGUGGAGGCAGGGCUGUGGAACACAGACCCCAAGGUGCUGGCGAUUCCGUACAGGCCGUUUGACGGGGAGGUGCGGUUCGGGUUCUGGACGGACGACGGCGUCAGGACGCCGCAGAAAGCCAUCCUGCGGUGUCUGAGCGCCGUGGAGGAAAAACUGCACACGGCCAAAUACGAGACCAAAAAAAUAAAUUUCCACUUGCAACCAAAACUGCUCGACACCAUCGGCAAGGUUUUCGGCGCGGAUGCGUACCAGGAAAUCGCCACGACGCUCGCGCAGACGGGCGAGCCCGACAUCGAUAUGGUCAGAGACCUGGUUGUGAAGGAAGGAAUCGACAAGCCGCUCGAUGUGACGCAAUGGUGGCAGGUCAGCAGAGAGGUGUACGAGUGCAAGCAGGAGUUCUACGCGGCGUGGAAAAAUUGGGGCAUUGACGUGCUGGUGUGUCCGAUCUGGUGGACGGCCGGGUGCAAGCCGCACACGUCCUCGAUGCCGCGGUACACGGCGCCGUUCAACAUCGCCGACUGCGCGUGUGUGGUGGUGCCCGUGGGCAGCGUUGACUCUGCACGUGACGGCGACGCGGACUGGGACAAGAUGCCUGUGUGUGUGCAGAUCGUGGCCAGACGGUCGGAGGAGGAGAAGGCGCUGUAUGCGGCGGGCAUUGUGGACAGGUUGGUGAAUGGGUAG
Ogataea angusta is the source of this 1365-nucleotide messenger RNA. RefSeq lists its product as uncharacterized. Bases 1 to 1365 code for a protein of 454 amino acids. NCBI's taxonomy places the organism in Eukaryota, Fungi, Ascomycota, Pichiomycetes, Pichiales, Pichiaceae. The transcript has 2 exons. The record is from RefSeq and is a predicted model, not a curated record.